AUGAGUUUCACGUUGCCACAUGUGGAAACGUCCCCCAAACGCGUCCACGUAUACUUCAACGAUAAAUGCAUAGUAGACACCAGGAAUGCCAAACUCGUCUGGGAGCACCCAAACUACCCGGUCUACUACUUCGUCGCUUCUGACAUCCCGAAGGAAUUCCUUCAAGAGAAGGCAGGGACAAACACUUACGAUGUAGUUGUAGAGGGCCGUCGUGCGGAGGGCGCAGCGACGCAAUUCACACAGGGCGAUCUGAAAGGACUGAUCAAGCUUGCAGCGAGUGCGAUGGACGCGUGGUUCGAAGAAGACAAGCAGUUUACCGGGCACCCCAAGGAUCCGUAUAAGGUGAGGAUUGAUGUACUACCGUCGUCCCGUCAUGUCCGCGUGGAGGUCGAAGGCGUGGAGGUCGCCAACUCCCAACAACCUCGUCUGUUGUUUGAGACGGGGUUGAUCACUCGGUACUACAUACCGAGAAGCGAUUGCCGGAUGGACCUGCUCGAACCGUCCGAACUGACUACGCACUGCCCAUACAAGGGCGAUGCUAACUACUUCAAUGUGCGCCUCCCAAAUGGCAAGUUGGUUGAGAACGUUGUCUGGUACUACGACAGUCCUUAUGCCGAAUGUGCGGACGUCAAGGGCUGCUUGGCGUUCUACGACGAGAAGCUCGACGUGUGGCUUGACGGGGAGAAGCAGCCGAGACCCAAGACUCCUUUCCGCCGGGAUCAGAAAGCCUGA
This is a messenger RNA of Gloeophyllum trabeum ATCC 11539, 732 nucleotides long. RefSeq lists its product as uncharacterized. The transcript is spliced from 4 exons. The record is from RefSeq and is a predicted model, not a curated record. NCBI's taxonomy places the organism in Eukaryota, Fungi, Basidiomycota, Agaricomycetes, Gloeophyllales, Gloeophyllaceae. Bases 1 to 732 code for a protein of 243 amino acids.